AUGGACCUUGGUCUUCAGUUCAGCCCACAGAUGUGGAGCAGCAGAGAAAGUCUGGACUUUCUCAAAUCUUACAAACCCCUAAACGAAGAAGUCAGUCAUCUUAGGAUUCUGCUCUAUGGUCCCGUUGGUGCUGGAAAGUCCAGUUUUGUGAACUCAGCUGACUCCGCUUUAAGAGGUCGUCUUGCUGGGCGAGCUAAAACAGAUGCAAUCUCUGGGCAAAGCUACACCAAGCAAUACAAAACAUACAAAAUCAGAAAAGACAAUCAGAGCCACUAUUCAUUUGUUUUCAAUGACAUCAUGGGAAUUGAGCAAAACCUGAACCACGGAGUCAAUGUGGACGACCUGAAACUGGCUCUGCAGGGACAUAUGAAGGACAAUUACAAGUUCAACCCUGUCAGCCCACUGACACAGAACGAUCCGGACUACAACUCCAAUCCUUCUCUGGAUGACAAAGUCCACGUCCUGGUCUGUGUCAUUCCUGCUGACCAAGUGUCUCUGUUAACUGACAGAGUAGUGCAGAAGUUAAGACAAGUCAGAGCAGCUGCCACUGAACUGGAUAUUCCCCAAAUGGCCAUUCUCACCAAAGUGGACCAGGCCUGUCCUGAGGUGAAAAGAGAUUUUAGUAACCUACACAAGAGCAAGUACCUGAAGGAGCAGGUGGAAAAACUCAGCAUGAUCCUGGGAUUACCAGUCAACUGCAUCUUUCUGUUGAAGAACUACGCAUCAGAAACCAAAAUCAGUGAUGAGAUCAAUGAGCCGAUCCUGGAUGCCCUGAACCAGAUAGUGAACUACGGAGACGACUACCUGGAGGAUCUUUAA
Molecule: messenger RNA, 819 nt
Organism: Cheilinus undulatus (humphead wrasse)
Lineage: Eukaryota; Metazoa; Chordata; Actinopteri; Labriformes; Labridae
Product: interferon-induced protein 44-like
Exons: 6
Coding region: 1-819 (272 amino acids)
Source: RefSeq, a predicted model, not a curated record